This is a messenger RNA of Ectocarpus sp. CCAP 1310/34, 952 nucleotides long. Lineage: Eukaryota; Phaeophyceae; Ectocarpales; Ectocarpaceae. The record is from the annotation of a GenBank genome assembly.
UGCUUCAGGGUCGAUGCAGGCAUAUUCGCUAAGGUUUCCGCACUCCUGGUUUGACAGGCAGAUUCGCGGCACGACACAACCACGGGAAGAAGUUGGAAGAGAUCGAGCAACGAGAGGCACGGAGGGUGAUGCAUAGCUGAAUUGCUGAUACCGAACAACCAACAGAGGCCGGGUUUCGCCCACCUGGAAGGCAUGAUGCCGAAAGGCGAACCGCCGAGAGGUAUUCAGCGUGCAACAGAAGGGUGCACUCGCAGCAGUCGCCGCCAUCGUACGCUGUGGAGAAGAAGGCAAUCGAGAGAGCAGGAGGGUCGCAUGCGCGAGUCGAGGGCGGGGAUCGCGCUCGGAGUACACCGCCCACGACAUCGGCCGGUAAAGGCUGGGUCUUCGCGCAUCGUCGGAACUGGGGGCGCUCACAUGUCUGCCAAGAUUCUGACGAGGAGCGUCGUUACCGACGAAACCCUCAAGGCGUAUCUACCGGUCCACACACUAUCUUCGGCGUUUGCCUGCGUCGACCCGGACGCUGCUUGUGUGGACGACGACAGCGUCACCGUGGACAUCCUCGAAAACUGCGCAAUUGCUGCAAAUAUCAGCGAUGGGUACUGCAGUGAGGAUCUCAACACGGAAGAAUGCGGGCGUGCAACUACGUUUGGUUACUGUCGUUGCAACAGGCCCCUCUACUGAUUCCGCUUGGACAAACACUCAGUCGGUCGUCCCGAAAUUUUGCCCCGUACGUCGAAAACGCCCGUACUUGGUUCCACUGGUUUGCAACCUGCUGCAUCUUGGCUGUCACCUCUUUUUUGCUUUCACCCACGCACACUCGCCGUAAGGUGAGGGCUCGAGCGUAAUGCGGUCUUAACUCUGCCCGAGGUCCCCUUAGGACCGUCGCCGGCAUUUUUUAUUCUUCGUCAAGUUUCGAUCUUUUGGCUUGUCGCCCUUAGGCCCAUGUUUAUGG